GCUUCGAGGGGGCGAGAGGUGUGGCUUGGCUGUCAGGUCCCUUUGCCUUUUGUUCGGUUACUGAGUUGCUGCGGUGGCCAGAGUCCGGAGCAGCCGCCGCCCGAGCGCGCCGAGCUCAGUUCGCUACCCGCGCCGGCUCCCUCCCGGCCCAACCCCGACCCGACUCGGCCCGGCCCGGCUCCGCGCUCAGCAGCCACCAUGGAGGUGAUGAACCUGAUUGAACAGCCCAUCAAGGUGACUGAGUGGCAGCAGACGUACACCUAUGACUCAGGCAUCCACUCAGGUGUCAAUACCUGUGUGCCCUCCGUCAGCAGCAAGGGCAUCAUGGACGGGGAGGAUGCCUGUGGCCGGCAGUACACCCUCAAGAAGACCACCACCUAUACACAGGGGGUGCCCCAGAACCAAGGUGACCUGGAGUACCAGAUGUCCACGACAGCCAGAGCCAAGCGGGUGCGGGAGGCCAUGUGUCCAGGGGUGUCAGGCGAGGACAGUUCUCUACUGCUGGCCACCCAGGUGGAGGGGCAGACCACCAAUCUGCAGCGACUGGCGGAGCCAUCUCAGCUGCUCAAGUCGGCCAUCGUCCAUCUCAUCAACUACCAGGAUGAUGCAGAGUUGGCCACCCGGGCCCUGCCUGAGCUCACCAAGCUGCUCAACGAUGAGGACCCGGUAGUGGUGACCAAGGCGGCUAUGAUUGUGAACCAGCUGUCCAAGAAGGAGGCAUCCCGCCGUGCCCUAAUGGGCUCGCCCCAGCUGGUGGCGGCUGUGGUGCGUACCAUGCAGAACACCAGUGACCUGGAUACAGCCCGAUGCACCACCAGUAUCUUACACAACCUCUCCCAUCACCGGGAGGGGUUGCUUGCUAUCUUCAAGUCUGGAGGCAUCCCUGCCCUAGUCCGAAUGCUCAGUUCUCCCGUGGAGUCUGUCCUGUUCUACGCCAUUACCACACUGCACAACCUGCUGCUGUACCAGGAGGGCGCCAAGAUGGCAGUGCGCCUGGCAGAUGGGCUGCAGAAGAUGGUGCCCCUACUCAACAAGAACAACCCUAAGUUCCUGGCCAUCACCACUGACUGCCUACAGCUCCUGGCCUAUGGCAACCAGGAGAGCAAGCUCAUCAUCCUGGCCAAUGGGGGACCCCAGGGGCUCGUGCAGAUCAUGAGGAACUACAGCUAUGAGAAGCUCCUCUGGACCACCAGCCGUGUGCUCAAGGUGCUCUCCGUGUGUCCCAGCAACAAGCCUGCCAUUGUGGAGGCCGGUGGGAUGCAGGCUCUGGGCAAGCACCUGACGAGCAACAGCCCCCGCUUGGUGCAGAACUGCCUGUGGACUCUGCGCAACCUCUCGGAUGUGGCCACCAAGCAGGAGGGUCUGGAGAGCGUGCUGAAGAUCCUGGUCAACCAGCUGAGUGUGGAUGACGUCAACGUCCUCACCUGCGCCACAGGCACCCUCUCCAACCUGACCUGCAACAACAGCAAAAACAAGACACUGGUGACGCAGAACAGUGGUGUGGAGGCGCUCAUCCACGCCAUCCUGAGAGCCGGCGACAAGGAUGACAUCACAGAGCCUGCUGUCUGUGCCCUGCGGCACCUUACCAGCCGCCACCCGGAGGCUGAGAUGGCCCAGAACUCUGUGCGUCUCAACUAUGGUAUCCCGGCCAUUGUGAAGCUGCUGAACCAGCCCAACCAGUGGCCACUGGUCAAGGCAACCAUCGGCCUGAUCCGGAAUCUGGCCCUGUGCCCGGCCAACCAUGCCUCACUGCAGGAGGCUGCAGUCAUUCCCCGCCUUGUUCAGCUGUUGGUCAAGGCCCACCAGGAUGCUCAGCGACAUGUGGCCGCAGGCACCCAGCAACCCUACACGGACGGUGUGAGGAUGGAGGAGAUAGUGGAGGGCUGCACUGGAGCUCUGCACAUCCUCGCCCGGGAUCCCAUGAACCGCAUGGAGAUCUUCCGGCUCAACACCAUUCCCCUGUUUGUCCAGCUCCUGUAUUCCUCCGUGGAGAACAUCCAGCGUGUGGCUGCCGGAGUGCUGUGUGAGCUGGCCCAGGACAAGGAGGCUGCCGAUGCCAUCGAUGCUGAGGGCGCCUCUGCCCCUCUCAUGGAGCUCCUCCACUGCCGCAAUGAGGGCACCGCGACCUAUGCUGCCGCCGUCCUGUUCCGCAUCUCGGAGGACAAGAACCCAGAUUACCGUAAACGAGUGUCUGUGGAGCUCACCAACUCGCUCUUCAAGCAUGACCCAGCUGCCUGGGAGGCUGCCCAGAGUAUGAUCCCAAUCAACGAACCCUAUGCGGAUGACAUGGAUGCCACCUACCGUCCCAUGUACUCCAGCGAUGUACCUCUGGACACCCUGGAUAUGCAUAUGGACAUGGAUGGGGACUACCCCAUGGACACCUACAGCGACGGCCUGAGGCCUCCCUACCCCACUGCCGACCACAUGCUGGCCUAGCUGGCUCCUUCUCGGAGCUGUUUCUCACCUGGGAAGCUCUCGAGCAGACUGUGGGAUGAGACAAGAAAAGUACCCGAGCCCCCGGAGCCAGCCUGGACUUCCUGCUGAACCCAUGCUCCAGAGAGUUCCUCCGUAGGGUUUCUUGGGAUGGUGUCUGCUCCUGCUUUUCUGUCCUGGGCUGUGGAUCCAGGCCCAGCACUUUCUCCCCACCCCCACUAUGGCUAUGGCCACUAAAGCUUUAGACUCAGCCUGUGCCCCUCCACAGCAACCCUCUCUGCUCUGUUCCAGUUGCCUGGGCCCCCCAGGGCUUCCUUCCCACUCCACCCCCCACAACCCACAACCUUCCACCCCGGGGCCAAUUUUCUCACUGAACGUCAGCAUCCAACUGCCCUGACUUCCUGGGAUAUCCAAGACACAGGUUCAAAGCCCCAAACCCUGACAUCCAAAGCUUCUUUUGAAAACGUCAGGGACCUUCCAGGGGGAGAGAGUGGGGACCCUAAGUGCCCCCUCCAGGACCUGCCCUUCUCUCCAGGAUGCUGUCUGCUUUGCCCCUCUCCAGGGGAGCUCUUGGUGAACCCCCCUCACUUUGCUCCACACUGGCCUCCCGCUGACUUGCAGAAGUGCUCUAGCUCACCCCUCUGGUGUGUGGUGAGGGGCUUUCUCUUCCCCUUCCUGGCUGACUCCCACCACCACCUCCUGCACAUGGGUUUGGGGGGACAGAAAGGGGAGUUCCAUCAGAGAGUUUUAUUAUGAUUGCUUUAUGUUUUUGGUUAUUGGUUUUUCUUUUCUUUUUGUUUUUGUAUAGACCAAAGCAAAGAAAAUAAAAUAACACACAGAUCCAAUGGAAGCUGUUAAAGCAUUAUGGUGUAGGGGAAGGAAGGGGUGUAUGGCAGGGGUGAGGGGCCUCUCCUAGCAGCCCGGCAAACCCCUUGCCUGAGCCUUGUGUGUCCUCAGGGCUGGGUGGGGCAAAUGGUGAGAAGGGAGUGUUAGAAGAGCUGGGGUCGAUGUAAUGAUUUAAUUCCGUAUUCACAUAGCACUUCAGGAGUCUAGGACACAGGAUAGGGGACGGAGGAGCUUCUGCUUAAUUGACACAGGCUGUUUUGUUCCACAGGCAAGCUCCUUGCUGGCCUCAGCCUCUGCUGCCCUGUAUAAUGUGGUUGGGACAGAUGUCUGCAGCCUAAGGCUUGCUAAUCCAGACUCUUGUUGGCCACUCGUGGGCCCGCCCCAGCUCCCGCCCACCUCUCCCCUUGAUUCCUUG
Molecule: messenger RNA, 3694 nt
Organism: Onychomys torridus (southern grasshopper mouse)
Lineage: Eukaryota; Metazoa; Chordata; Mammalia; Rodentia; Cricetidae
Gene: Jup
Product: junction plakoglobin
Exons: 15
Coding region: 199-2436 (745 amino acids)
Biological process (GO): positive regulation of transcription by RNA polymerase II; cell adhesion
Cellular component (GO): catenin complex; adherens junction
Molecular function (GO): protein phosphatase binding; transcription coactivator activity; cadherin binding
Source: RefSeq, a predicted model, not a curated record